Closterium sp. Yama58-4 is the source of this 453-nucleotide messenger RNA. The record is from the annotation of a GenBank genome assembly. Lineage: Eukaryota; Viridiplantae; Streptophyta; Zygnematophyceae; Desmidiales; Closteriaceae.
AUGGCUCGUACAGACUGCGGCGCAAAGGUGUCGGUGAUUUGUUAUCUUAUCAGUACUACUACCGCCGAAAGCCCACCUGACCGAGCAUCAAGGUCAGCAUCUGCUUUUGAGUCGACUUGGGGCACCCGUGAUCACCAUCGCCCUGGGAUACCCGAGGGGGCUCGCCUGUUGCUCUGUGCGGCUCUCUGCACUGUCUACGGCGCGUCGGGUGCAUCAUUGCUAGUGCCGUUCCUCCCUCACCAUGGCGGCUCCUCUGCCGGCGCUUCUUCCACGGCUAAUCCUUCUGCCGCUUUUUCCGCGGCCAAUCCUUCCGGUCCGGUGGUGCACAGGAGGUUAAUCCUGAAAUGGGUGGCCCAUCUGCAUCCUUCCAAGCUCAACGGGAAAGUGGUCGGCGACAAAGGAGCAUCGGGGAAAGUCAAGUUGAAGGUGGUGGAGCUCACACCGUCGCUCUAG